This is a messenger RNA of Aureobasidium melanogenum CBS 110374, 237 nucleotides long. RefSeq lists its product as uncharacterized. The record is from RefSeq and is a predicted model, not a curated record. The transcript has a single exon. The annotation marks the transcript as partial. Lineage: Eukaryota; Fungi; Ascomycota; Dothideomycetes; Dothideales; Saccotheciaceae.
CUUGCUGCAAGGUUCAUGGAGAAUUACAACGAUCCCAAGUUUGUACCCAGAGUAAAUGCUGAGACGCUGAUGAUGGAGCACUUCUACUUCAAUCAGCUUCAGUUCUUCGGAAACGGCCGUUAUAUAGGCUGCAGUAAGCCUUCAUGUUACUGUUGCAAUCUUUACUUGAGAUGCCACCCAGGCAACUUUGAGGCUCGACCUUGUCAUGGCAACUUUGGAGUCAGAUGGUGUCCCCCA